UGAGGGCGUGUCUUCGGUGGAAGAGCUCCAAGCCCACAGAUGCAGUCAAUUCGAACUUCAGCUGCCCACUGGUGUGUUGUGGGGUGUCGGUGACUUUUGUUAACAGAAGAUAAACAUUUACCCGACAAAACAACGGAUAACCCUCUUGUCACACCUCUCCGCAUCGGGACAACUGGAUUACAAAUUCUUCUAAAACGUUUUUCUUCACACAAAACCAGGAGACAAGACAUUGUCACAAAGUUUAAUGCCCAAAGACCUGCAUUUCGGCGAGGAUAAAGAGCUCAAGAUCACCCCGCUCGUGGCUUUCGCAGCGUUGACAGGCUAAGUGGCUCUCAAUAUGAUGACUUAAAAGCCAACAGACACCCCUGAUGACGGAGAGAAUGAUGGAGAAUGAGAAAGAGUGAGAGUGUAUCGACAGGCCAUAUUUAUCAACAGUGACCAGUGUUUUUCCAGGAAAUGGCAAAGUAUCAACCUGAGGGGGUUUAAGCCCCCCCCCCAUCUUCCCUCAACCAAAUGCCUCAUUCUCUUCAUCGCCUCAUGGACCUUGAGACCUGUAGAGUUCGGAGCUUUUGAUUGGACGUCUCAUCCAUCCAUCUCUGGGGACACAAUUGGCAGCGGGUGGGAGACAUCAGCAGGUCUGCGCCAUGCCGUGCUGAAAAGCCUUCGACAGACCCUCCCCAUCUUCCCCUCAUCAGCCACUCGAGAUGAGCAGCUCCGCGGCCACCCCGUGGCCCCUCCAGGUGGCCACGCUGUCCACCUUCCUCCUCCUCCUCGUCCUCUGUCAUCAACCCCUGGCCUUGGCGUCACCCUCCCCUUUCCCCAAGGACCUGGCGCCCCUCAACGUGGUGGGCCCGGAGCAGUCCUACCUCUACCCAGGCUUCCAGGGGCUGACCUCGGAUAACGAUACAGUGCGACUGGGCCUGGACUUCCAGCGGAUGCUGCGCAUUAACCACAUGCUCUACAUCGCAGCCAGAGACCAUGUUUUUGCAGUGAACCUCACCACCACCACAGAGCAGAUCGUCCCUCAGCAGCAGCUGACAUGGAGGUCGAAGGAUGUGAAGAUGUGCGCGGUGCGCGGGAGAAACAGCGACGAGUGCUAUAAUUACAUCAAAGUCUUGGUGCCCCGGAACGACGAGACUUUGUUUGCAUGCGGCACCAAUGCCUUCAACCCCGGCUGUCGCAAUUACAAGAUGGACACUCUGGAGCAGGUGGGAGAGGAGCUGGUGGGUCAGGCCCGCUGCCCGUUCGAGUCCCACCAGUCCAACGUGGGCAUUUUUGCAGGGGGGAACUUCUACUCAGCCACCAUGACUGACUUUCUGGCCAGCGACGCGGUCAUCUACCGCAGUCUUGGAGGAGAGGGCAGUCCGGUCCUCCGAACGGUCAAGUACGAUUCCAAGUGGCUCCGAGAACCUCGCUUCCUCCAUGCCAUCGAGUAUGGCAACUAUGUUUACUUCUUCUUCAGCGAGAUCGCAGUGGAGUACACCUCCCUUGGCAAGGUGGUGUUCUCGCGGGUGGCACGAGUGUGUAAGAACGACGGCGGUGGCUCACCACGGGUGCUAGACCGCUACUGGACGUCCUUCCUGAAGGCGCGGCUCAACUGCUCGCUGCCCGGGGACUCCUUCUUCUACUUCGACGUCAUGCAGUCACUGAGCAACGUGCUGCAGAUCAACCAGCGGCCAGCCGUCAUCGGCGUCUUCACCACACAGAUGAACAGUAUACCCGGCUCAGCUGUUUGUGCAUUCUACAUGGACGACAUCGAGAGGACCUUUAAUGGGAAGUUCAAGGAGCAGAAGACCAGCGAGUCAGCCUGGACACCAGUGGCCGAGGAACAGGUGCCCAAACCCAGGCCUGGCUCAUGUGCGGGAGACGGCCCGGCGGCCGCCUACACCUCGUCCACCAGCUUCCCCGACGACAUGCUGACCUUCAUCAAGUCUUACCCGCUGAUGGACGAGGCCGUGCCCUCGGUGGGUGAGCGGCCACUCUUCGUCCGCUCCGCCAGCAGGUACAAGUUGACCCAGAUGGCGGUGGACACAUCUGCCGGGCCUUAUAAGAACCGCACCGUGCUGUUCCUCGCCUCCGAGGACGGACACGUUCUCAAGGUCUUAGCGAGCACCGACCCCAACGCCACCUCUGGCUCCACACUCCUGGAGGACAUUGAUGUGUAUAACCCCUCCAAAUGUGAUGUCCAAGGGGACGACAGGAGGGUCCUGGGGCUUGAGCUGGAUAAGGAGCACCACGCCCUGUUCGUGGCCUUCUCCACCUGUGUCAUCCGAGUACCCCUCAGCCGUUGCAGGAACUACGGCACCUGCAAGAGGAGCUGUCUGGCCUCCCAGGACCCCUACUGCGUUUGGCUGAAGACGGGGAGCUGUGCCAGUGUGACGCCUGGCUUUAAGGCUGGAUUUGAGCAGGACAUCGAGGGCGACCACUCAAAGUACCCCGACACCUGUCACAAUGUGUUGGCUACUACUCGAAAUCAGAACUCCGCAGCAGACUCGGCUUAUGGUGUCAAGGGAGCCCCGGAGAUGGAUAAGGCCAGCCACAGUGUCCACUACACCCUCCUGAUCGCGUGCGUCCUGGUGGCCUUCGUGCUCGGCGCCUUCCUCUCGGCCUUUGUGGUCUCCUGCUACUGCAGCCACAGCGCCCACCGCCACGGCCAGCAGCUGGACAAGGAACCCGAGACACCCCUGCCCCACGCUCUCUCCCUGCGGAGCCUGGCCAAGCUCAACGGCCUGCUGGACACCCAGCCCGGCAAGAUGGACAGCAAGAUGGACAUCUCCUCGCCUAAGGUCUACAACUCCUACAUCCCCAACGGCAAGGAGCACUGCACCCCCGUCAGCCACGGUACCCCGGGGGCCGAGAGCCGGGACCUGAGCCUGCACCAGGGGGAGGACCUGUCGGGGCUGCCCACCCCAGACACGACUCCCGAGCUGCCCAUCAAGAGCAUGAAGGCCUUCCGGAACCAGUGGGAGCGCAAUCAGAACUGCAACAACGCCAAGGAGCCCAACGUGGCGUCCCUGGGCGGUGGCAGCGGCGGUGGCAGCAGCAGCAUGUCGUCCAGACCCUGCUCAGGGCUGACCCAGCAGGUGUACCCCUUUUCGCACAGCCUGCCCAACGGCCAGGGCCCCGGACUGUCCCUGCACCUGCCCGAGGAGCGGAAGAUCUCCAACGACGAGCGCGCCGCCAUGGCAGGAGCCACGGCCGCCCCGUCACCGGCCCAGCCCUACUCGCUGGGGCCGCAGUCGGUGGUGGACGUGUCCACGCUGGACGAGCUCCUGAAGCACAUCCACGAGGCCAACGCCAGCGGUGCGGGCGGCGGCAUCGCCGUGCUCACCUCCGCCCUCCUGCCCGGCGCGUCCAGCCCGGGCUUCUCGCUGCACCACGCGCAGAUCCCCGAGACGGAGACGGCGUCUUACUACAGCUCGUCCACGCUGCCCCGCGACGGGCUGACGCGGCGGCUGGACAUGCCUCCGGAGUCGCUGUCGUCCGGCGCGCACCCCUCGCACCCGCAGCUUCAGCAGCAGCAGCACUCGCACCACCACCAGCAGCAGCAGCAGCAGCAGCAGCUCCAGCAGCUGCAGCCCGUGCCGGAGCGGUCAGUGUCCCGGCAGCCGUCGCAGCGGCAGUCCCUGAUCCGUAUGGGCAGCAGUGCGGGAGCCGGGGGCGCCAUCCCCCGCCAGCGCAGCAGCAUGAGCCAGUGGCCGGCGGCGCAGCAGCGGCUAGUGCGGGUCAGCUCGGGUUCAGGCGGCGGCUACGAGAUUGGGGAGGCGAGCCGGCCGCUCAUCCCCGGCGCAGGUGGUGGAGGCGGCGGUACCUGCCUGACACGGCAGCACAGCUACAGCGAGCCGCCUCACAUGCACCGCGCUGCCAUGGUGAGGCGCACGGCCUCGCUCAAGCCCCAACUGCCGCCCAAACCCCUCCUGCUACCCGCCUCCUCGCCCCUCGGCCAGCAGGGCAAGUUCAACUACUGACCGCCCCCCACUCCCCCCUGCUCAAGGACCAACCUAGCGUCCUCUCCUCUCCCCCCUUCUGUCCAAGGAUGCACACCACGGAGCUGUACAGAAAUUAAUGGUUGACUCUCGCUCCAGUGCAAUCCUCACACUGACUGAUCCUCUGGGACUCCGAGUCAUGCUUGGCAGAGAGAAGAGAGACACUCCAAAGCAUCUCUCCCUUAUGGCAGCUUGGCCAACGACCAAGAUGUCUCUGCGCUAUGAAGGAGAUUCAAGCCCCUGUCAGUGCUUAACCUGCAAGAAAAUGAAUGUUUUUUUUUUGUACCAUAUUGGUAUUGGUUAUCACAGUCCACACCGAGGAUCAGGAUCAGGGACGGAAGGUCACACACAGAUCAAGGCGCUGUGCUAAGUCGGGCGUUGCGCUCAUCGGUCGUCUUUCCCAAGAGGCCCUGGAAUGUAAAACCACAACCUUUGCGUCCUCUUGGGCUUUUGUCUAAUGCUAAGCAGCAGACGAGACCACAUUCGGAAUCAAUACACAGCCACUGUCACGGUUCCUUGUGCAACUUUGUUACACACUGCAUACUGCAUAUGUGUAAAGACAAGAGUAUACUGAAUGUGUGAGAAGUACAACGACAUCAGUCCAUGUGCAUUAACUCUACAAAGCAGCUGUGUAAGCGUUGAACAAGUGGACUCGGCCUGCCCUUUAUGCUGUCCUGGAGGAAGGAAGACCCUCAGAAAUGCCCGUCCAGCCACAGAUAGACUCUUUCGAUGGUAUUCAGCAAUAACCCAGCAACCGAUGAACAACACACAUCCACAACCUCUCAAUCCUGCAGUCACAUGCCUUCAAGAGAGGCUCCUAACAGUUAAUAACUGUAAUCUAACCAGAACAGUUGGGAUGGUAAUGCCAGCUGGACAGAGUGGGUCUUCACCAUGAUGCUUUGUCAGUGCAGGCCCAGCUUCAGUCAGUUUGCAGUAGUACACAGAGAAAGCUUGAGAAAGAGAGAGGGAGGUUUUCCUUUGAAUUUGGUCUGUGCAGAUAGCAGUAGAGCACAGCUCAUGACGACCUGGGUAAGAAACCGCCCCCUCCCCAAGCUAUUGUUGCUCAUGGUUAUGUGCACAGUUGGCUGAAGUUCCCUACACUCUGCUCUUGUAGAGGUACCACAGUACCCCCUGGUGGACUGAAACAGCAACACAGCCCAGUACAGCAACACGCUAGAAGUUUUGCCUGUGUUACACCCCUAGUCAUAACUGUACCAUUGCUAUAUAUUUUGUGAACAAAUAGUGUACAUAAAGAUUCUGUGUAAUAACUACUAGCCAAACAUUUCUGUAUGUGUAAAUGUGUGCCUUAUUUAAUAUUAUGUGAUAAUGGAAAAGGGCAAUGAGUAUGUGUUUGCAUAAUGGGCACUGCUAUGUUUUCUUAGUCCUCUCCUCUCCUCCCCAAAUUCCCAAAGCAGUGUGUUAAGGCUGUUGUGUUAGCACUUUAUAUGACACCAUCUUAGAAUAUUACACCUGCAAAAUGUUGACCAACAAUGUAGGGGUAUGAUGUGAGCAUUCAGGGCAGUGUUGGUCUGAGUCGGAAUGCAUGAGUUCAAGUAUUGAGGUGUUCAACGAAGUGAAACCACAGUUCAUUUUAAAGUUUCAUUCUAUACAGUGUUGUCCCCUUGUCUUAUUCCCAUUUAGUAUUUUAUGUUUAUAUUGUUUGUAAAAAAAAUCCACUUAGUCACAGAGGAAACCAAUAGCAUGCACAGGGGUGUAGUCCACACUGGUAUUGAAAAAUGGUCAUAAAGUCGUCAUAUUAA
Molecule: messenger RNA, 5746 nt
Organism: Alosa sapidissima (American shad)
Lineage: Eukaryota; Metazoa; Chordata; Actinopteri; Clupeiformes; Clupeidae
Product: semaphorin-6D-like
Exons: 21
Coding region: 705-3968 (1087 amino acids)
Biological process (GO): semaphorin-plexin signaling pathway; negative chemotaxis; positive regulation of cell migration
Molecular function (GO): chemorepellent activity; semaphorin receptor binding
Source: RefSeq, a predicted model, not a curated record